CUCGCACUACCAAAUGCCAAUCACGUGUUGCUAAGAAAGUAAGAACAGAGACCGGAAAGAGAGAAGAAGAAGAAAAGAGAGAGAGAGAGAGAGAAGAGAGAGGACCGAAACGAGCCGCGUUUGACGGUGCCCCCUAUUGUGUGCGAGUCGUGUCGCCGAAAGCUUAAAACAGCUCAUCAGCGGCCCCCUGGUUCAACUUCAAUUGGAACUGUGUCUGUGAGACGUCGCUUUCAUUAAUUUAUCCUCUCUGUGACUAUCUAUCUAUCUAAAUACCUAUCAAUCUAUCAUCUUUCUCUCUAUUUCUCUCUCCGGUGUUGCCGUCAUCGUUGUCGUCGGUGGGUCAAUGAUAGAAGAGAGAACAGUGUAUGAUCGACGGAGAAAGCUUCACUGGAAUUAGGAAAGUUAGGGUUUUUAACUUGUUGGGUUCAGCUUCAAUUAUUUAAUGGAAGGUAGAGAAUUCUCCCUUUCUGGUUCAUGCAUGCCUAGUUCAGGGCUGAAAGAUACGAGCUUGAACCAUUCGGACAUCAACGGACACGAGCCGAUUCAGAAAGUUGACAAUACAGUUCUUAUGGACCCUCCGGCUGCGGCGGGGGAGGCAGAUGGUGUGGUUAACGGAGGAGGGGAAGAGGGUUCUGGUUCGAAACCUGUGUUGGAACAGGAAAAAACCAUGGAAAUCGGUGGAGGGAAGAGGCGGGGUCGUCCGCGGAGGGAUCAGCCAAGAAUGCCGCAGGUGAAGAAGGUAAAAGAUGAAGAAGAUGUUUGUUUCAUAUGCUAUGAUGGAGGGAGCUUAGUGUUGUGCGAUCGCAGAGGAUGUCCAAAGGCAUAUCAUCCGGUAUGCGUUAAGCAUGAUGACACCUACUUUAGAGCAAAGUCUAAAUGGAACUGUGGUUGGCACAUAUGUAGUACCUGUGAAAAGCCUGCCCAUUAUAUGUGCUACACUUGCACUUAUUCACUGUGCAAGAACUGCUCUAAAGGUGUUGAUUUUUUGUGUGUACGAGAAAACAAAGGUUUUUGUUCAUUGUGCAUUAGAACGAUAAUGCUCAUAGAAAACAAGGAUCAAAGAGAAAUGGAUAAAAUAGAUUUUGAUGAUAAGACUAGUUGGGAGUAUUUGUUCAAGAUGUAUUGGCUUUAUAUAAAGGGGAAGGUAUCUCUAUCUAUGGAUGAGAUAACAAAAGCUAAAAAUCUUCUAAAAGCAUCUGGGAGUUCUGCUCGUAAAGGAAAAGAUUUGGUUGCUGUUAACGGAAGUAACGAUAUUUUGGAUGCUCAUUACGAGUGCAAGGACCUAGUAGUAAAUCGUUUGAGAAGUAAACGGGGCCAGAAAAUGAAGUUAUCCCAUUGCACUAGUUCCCCUGUCAUAAGUAAGCCAAUUAGUACUGAUUUUACUGAUUUAUGUGCAUCUGUAGUUGGAUGCGCAAAAUGGGCAUCUAAAGAACUUUUGGCAUUUGUUGCUCAUGUAAAGAACGGGGAUGAGUCUGAGAUUUCUCCACCUGAUGCACAAGUUCUUUUACUAGACUAUGUGCAGAGAAACGACCUAUGUGAUCCAAACCAGACAAGUCAGAUCAUUUGUGAUACAAGACUUGCCAAGCUAUUUGGUAAACCACGUGUGGGACACUUCGAGAUGCUUAAACUUCUCGAGUUCCACUUCCCUAUGAAGGAUGACUCCCCAAAAGUUGUUUCUCAGUGCAACAUAACCCCCGUAAUUGUGAGCGAGGCAGAGGGUAAUGGUAAUAAUGACUUAUAUUUAAGGAGUAAUGAUAAAAAACGUAAGAGUUGCACUGACCUAAGUGAAUAUGCUGCAAUUGAUGUGCAUAACAUCAACUUGAUUUACUUGCGCCGCCAUUUGCUGGAAAAUCUAGUUAACGACAUUAAUAAGUUUCAUGAGAAGGUUGUGGGCUCAAUUGUGCGAAUAAGUUUUUCAUGCGGUGAUCAGAAACAAGAGAGGUUUGGACUUGUACAAGUGAUAGGUACAUGUAAGGUGCCUAUACCAUAUAAAAUUGGUGAAAAUGAGAAAACAGUAGAUGUUGUCCUUGAGAUAUUUAAUAUGGAUAAAAAGGAAACUAUUUCAAUAGAUACUGUUUCAAAUGAAAAAUUCUCUGAGGAGGAAUGCAGAAGUUUAAAGGAAAGUAUAAAAUGUGGGCUUGUCAAGCACUUGACUGUAGGUUUUAUCCAGGAGAAAGCGAAAGCACUUAGAGAAGUUAUAGUGAAUGAUUGUCUGGAAGCAGAAGUACUACAACUUAAUCGUCUCCGGGAUGUUGCCAAUGAGAAUGGGCAUGAAAAUAUGCUUAGGGAAUAUGUGGAGAGGCUAGAGCUCCUGAAGUCACCUGAAGAAAUCGAACGCAGACUAAAAGUGGCUCCUGAAGUGCACAUUGAUCCGAGUCUGAAUCAGAGCAAUAAAUCUUUCAAAAAUGCUGAAGAAAUUGAUGAAAAGAGAGAAGUUAAACACCUGAAAAUAGAGCAUUCAGUACCGAACAAGAAUGAGAAUGAAACAAUUCCAUCAGUGAUUGCUGAAGGGUCAAGCAAGUCUACUCCUACAAGUGUCACUCAAGGAUUGGAUAAUGCUACAAGGGUGGUUGACUCUUCCGGUUCAGCAGUUGGCGGUUGCAACAGUCCAGCUGUCAUCAGUUCAGCAUCUUUUUCAGGCGUCGCAUCAGAGAAUUCCACCGGAAGCCCACCACUCUCGAACACAAACGAAAAUGAAAACUUCUGGCGUUAUCGCGAUUCAAAGGGAAAACUACAAGGACCAUUCUGUUUAUCUCAGCUUCGUAAAUGGUACACAAGCGGAUUACUCCCUUCAGAUAUGAAAACCUGGAGUAUAUACGACGAUGAACACGACUCGUUACUACUAACAGAUGUCCUAAAAGGACAACAAUCCCGGAAACUAUCAUCUCGACAGUCGAGCAUCUCUUUACCCUCUCAAGGUGUAUCCGAAAAUAGUGGUCUGACUUUGACCUCAGCUGUGUUAGAUAAGUCGCCCACUUAUAAGUGCGUUGAUAUAAACAAGACGAGUUCACCUAAUAUCCAUUCCGACCCAACAUUAACUGCAACUAUCAUUCCAGCCAUGGAAGUUUUCUCGGGUGAACUAGACCUGAACUCUUCAUUCAGUCCGACGACGAAUUCUGAAAACAAAGUCCAAAUCGAAGAAUUUGAAUUCCAAAAUCCGCCAGGAAACCAACCAGAUAUCGAAGAACUAGAUAACAAUACACUCAUGGUUCCUACAUCCGACGUUAACAGUUGGCUGGAAAUGUUAACCGAGCCUAUCGAGUUCAACACUUUGGACGAAGAGUCGGUUUCGGACCUACUGGAUCAAGUCGACGCUAUGGAGUCUCGGGGUGGUAUGGAUUUUCCAUCGGCAUCCAUGAACAACAACGUGGAUUACUUGUUCGAGGAUUUGAGCUCUCAACCCGAUUCUGGGAAAGGUGAUCCAGAAUUAUCGAGAAACAACAAGGCAGAGGGAUUUAUGAAUCCUCCUCCAUGGAUUCAAUCGGUUGGACAUGAUCAGAGAUCAUCCUCGUCGGUGGUGGUGAAAGUUUGUGAAUUUUAUGCGAGUGGGAAAUGCAUGAAGGGAGCUUUCUGUGAAUACCUUCAUCAAUGAGAAGAUAAAAGAGUUAUUAGCUAUUAAUAAGGGCAGCUAGCAUAGAGUAGAUUUACCCAGAGCCUUUCAUAAGUUGGAAAGGAUGAUACCUACCUGAUGUUUAUAAUAGAAGAACAACUUUUGGCCCUGUAAUCAAUCUGUCUACUGACCAAACUAUUGAUACAAUUCUGGAUUAGAUCAUUUUUUCUUUUAGAUAUUACAGUUUUUUUGGUA
Molecule: messenger RNA, 3805 nt
Organism: Impatiens glandulifera
Lineage: Eukaryota; Viridiplantae; Streptophyta; Magnoliopsida; Ericales; Balsaminaceae
Product: zinc finger CCCH domain-containing protein 44-like
Exons: 11
Coding region: 443-3592 (1049 amino acids)
Molecular function (GO): DNA binding; metal ion binding; protein binding
Source: RefSeq, a predicted model, not a curated record